Drosophila innubila is the source of this 614-nucleotide messenger RNA. RefSeq names its product HMG1/2-like protein. The transcript has a single exon. Lineage: Eukaryota; Metazoa; Arthropoda; Insecta; Diptera; Drosophilidae. Bases 12 to 593 code for a protein of 193 amino acids. The record is from RefSeq and is a predicted model, not a curated record.
UUUACUCAUUUAUGGCGGAUUAUAUUAAUCGUAAAAUCAUAUAUGUAACUUACAAGCCCAUUUUUUGUAAUCAAAUUGUUUGUUAUAAAAAAAAUAAAACUUAUUCAUUUAAUAAAACAUUAGAAAUGGUUCGUGUUAAUGAGAAGAAUUCGAAAUCUAGCUGUCACUCCACACAGUCGGAAUCGAAAUGUCCCAAAAGUGUCAAAAAGUACAAAAAUCAAAGUGCACUGCACUGUCGAAAUCCAUUUCUAAUAUUCCUGCAACAGUUCCGGAACAAGGAAAGGACACAAAGGUACAACAUGUCCGCUUUUGAGAGUUCUGCGGUAGCUGGACAUUUGUGGCAGCGUAUGACGGAUGCGGAGAAGACACCCUAUAUUCGUAUAGCGCACAAAUACAAUUACGUAUUCAAGUCGAGGAAUAGAAAAGUGAAUUGGGUUCUACGGAAACUACGUCAGGUCUUGGCGGAUGGAAAACUUGAACUGCAUUUCAUGAUGCAGCUGGCAUCUAAAAUGGCAUCUUGGAAUGAACGUAUUAUGAGUAACGUAUUUGGCCUGGAUGACGAUUCAAGCGAUGACUGUGAAGACGAUGAAUAAACCGAACUUCAAAAAAAAAAA